GCCCGACCGGAAGAGGCGGGGCUCACGGAGGCCACGUGACGAAGAUGGACCCAGUGCUUUACGUGGUGGCGGCGGUGCUGCUGGCGGCCCUCCUCGUCUUCGUCAGCCGCGUCCGGGGACAGGCGCGCGCGGGGGAUGAGGAACACCGUCAGAAUGUGGCCGCAGCGGUGGCAGCCGCCGCCCGACCCCAGCCCCUCGCGGGCGAGCGGGGCGAAGGGAUGCCCAGGCACCGAAGGAACAGGCUGGUGGCCCUGCGACGCUCACAGCAAGCGGAGGAGGCAGCGGAAGAAGAAGACAAUGGAGCCGAACCAGCUGAAUUCCAAGUUUCCGGAAAGAUUGGAGCAAAGAAACAGCGGAAGUUAGAGGAGAAGCAGGCAAGGAAAGCUCAGAGAGAGGCUGAAGAGGCUGAACGGGAAGAAAGAAAGAAAGUGGAACAAAAACGGGACGAAGAACGGCGUUUGGAAGAAGAACGGCUGCGGCAGGAGGAGGAGAGGAAGGAGGAAGAGCUGAAGAAGGCCAAGGAGGAAGAGGAGAGGCAGGAGUACGAGGAAUACCUGAAGCUGAAGGAAGGCUUUGUGGUGGAAGAAGAAGGGAUGGAUGAAGCCAUGACGGAGGAGCAGUCCCGUAGUUUCGUCACAGAGCUGCUCAAUUACAUUAAGAAUGCAAAAGUGGUCCUUUUGGAAGACCUGGCUUCUCACCUGGGCCUCCGAACACAGGAUGCCAUCAACAGGGUGCAAGACCUGAUGGCAGACGGCACGCUCACAGGGGUGAUCGAUGACCGAGGCAAAUUCAUCUACAUCACACCCCAAGAGUUGACGGCCGUGGCGGAGUUCAUUCGGCGUCGAGGACGGGUCUCCAUUACAGAGCUGGCUCAAGAAAGCAACUCCCUCAUCAACCUGCAGAUGGAGGCCGGUUUCCUUAGCCAAAGCACGGGCUGAAAAGCCCCCCUACUGUUCUUGGGAGGGGACAAAUAAAGUCUUUU
This is a messenger RNA of Pseudonaja textilis, 982 nucleotides long. RefSeq names its product DDRGK domain containing 1 (gene DDRGK1). The record is from RefSeq and is a predicted model, not a curated record. Gene Ontology annotation, molecular function: ubiquitin-like protein ligase binding. NCBI's taxonomy places the organism in Eukaryota, Metazoa, Chordata, Lepidosauria, Squamata, Elapidae. Gene Ontology annotation, biological process: cartilage development; protein K69-linked ufmylation; negative regulation of IRE1-mediated unfolded protein response.